AUGGCCACCUUCGACGUCUUCGUCGUCGGAAGCGGCGGCGGCCCGUUCGAGGAUAACCUUUCAAGUUAUUUUUUGAAGCCGAGCGGCUCGUCGUGGCAGGACGGCAUCAUCGCGCUUGACGCAGGGUCCGGGCUGGGUGCCCUCAACAGGCUGCUCACCGCGCAUCCUGAGGUUUUCGCACCCCCUUCCGACUCGGAGGAGGACGUGCCCACAGCCCCGACUGCGGCCCAGGUGAACUCCUGGAUACAGUGCUAUCUGAUAACACACCCGCACUUGGACCAUAUCAACGGCCUUGUCCUCUCCGCGGGGUCCGCGAAGGGUCCGUCAAAGCCUGUCCGCGGGACGCAAGAGACUCUGGAGGUUAUCGCGGACGUCUUCGCCGGCAAACUCUGGCCGUCGUUGGCCAGCUGGACUGUAACUCCUAACGCCGCCUACCAUCUGUCGCCCCUCUCACUCGAAGACGAGUACGUGUCCUUAACGGACACUAUUUCCGUCCGCACCUUCCCGCUGAGCCACGGCACGCCCCCCGACGCGCCCACGUACGCCAGCAGCGCCUUCGCGCUCCGACACGUGCCCUCCGCCCGCGAGCUGCUCUUCCUCGGCGACGUCGAGCCCGACAGCGUCGCCGCGCACCCGCAGAACGGCGCCCUCUGGCGCGCCGCCGCGCCGAAGAUCCCGCAUGCGCUGUCCGCGGUGUUCAUCGAGUGCUCAUGGCCCGAGGGCCGUGCGGACGCGCUGCUCUACGGCCACCUCAGCCCUGGGCACCUCGCAGACGAGCUGGCGGUGCUUGCGCGCGAGGUUGUUGCGGCUCGGGAGCGUGCGCAGGCGGACGGCGGUGCGGAGCAGCCGCGGAAGCGCAGGCGGAAGAGGGUGUCGGACCCCGAUGUCGACGUGCGCGGGGCGCUCGCGGGCCUCCGGGUGUUCAUCACGCACUGCAAGGACGAUCUGCAGGGCGUGUAUGACAGGCCCAUACACGAAGUCAUCGCUGGACAAGUCCGCGAGCUCGUCGAGGAGCGCGAACUGGGCGCCGAGAUCGUCGCUGUUGAGCAAGGCAUGCUUAUUUACUCACACAAGAAACUCGACAGCGCUCUAUAA
Molecule: messenger RNA, 1095 nt
Organism: Trametes versicolor FP-101664 SS1
Lineage: Eukaryota; Fungi; Basidiomycota; Agaricomycetes; Polyporales; Polyporaceae
Product: cyclic-AMP phosphodiesterase
Exons: 7
Coding region: 1-1095 (364 amino acids)
Biological process (GO): cAMP catabolic process; cGMP catabolic process; negative regulation of glucose mediated signaling pathway
Molecular function (GO): 3',5'-cyclic-AMP phosphodiesterase activity; 3',5'-cyclic-GMP phosphodiesterase activity
Source: RefSeq, a predicted model, not a curated record